This is a messenger RNA of Polypterus senegalus (gray bichir), 3982 nucleotides long. RefSeq lists its product as uncharacterized. Lineage: Eukaryota; Metazoa; Chordata; Cladistia; Polypteriformes; Polypteridae. The transcript is spliced from 5 exons. The record is from RefSeq and is a predicted model, not a curated record. Bases 842 to 2104 code for a protein of 420 amino acids.
CACUUUAGUGAUAAUACAUUUGUAACUGGAUUAUAGGUUCUACAGUGUAGUUCUGAUGUAUUUAUGAAAGAAAUGACAGAACGGGUUGUCGUUUUGAAAGAUGAAAGCUUUUUGGAGUGGGACACAUUUCAGUUUUGCUUUCCGUUUAACUGCCUAGAAAUCCACGUUUAUUUUACGCUGGCAAACAUAUCUAAGACUCGCUUUUAAUUGUUCUUAUGAAGCUUAAUAUUCUUUAACAUUUGCUGAGAAUGCAAACAUAAGAAGCUAGUAUGGAAAAAUCGAAUAUUUUUUAUAAGGCUAAUGAAGUCUACGGAUCUGAAAACACGACAUAGUAGCUGCCACGGCAGUUUUUUUCCUCUCUACGCGAAACUGCAGCCACAGCAGCACCGGAGACUGUAAUCACAUUGCCGAUGGAGAGCGUGUGCAUACGGCAUAGGGGUGUGUCUUGCUUUUUGCUGGAGGAAAAACCUGAUUAUUGCUAGCUAUAAAAACUUAGCUCAUAAAAUAUUAGUGACGCGUAUUGUUCCACCUGCUUUCUGUCUUGCAGCAGAAGUGCUUUAAAAAAUAUUUUCUCCAGGACUGUUUUACAGCAGAGUUUUUGUCACAUUUCUGUUUAGAGCCUUUCCUCGAGCUCUUACUCUGCAGUUGGGCUGCUUGGGCAAUGUGCGGUUAAUUUGCGGUUAACCGAAAUUACAGCAGCUCUUUUUGUAAUUACAGAAAUUAUCAGACUUUCAUGUCUUUUCAAACGAAGAACAUGAGGAGGUUUUGGGACAGCUGUUCACAAUAAUUUUCGCACAUGUAACUGGCGACUGAGAUAUCCUAUGCAGCUGUCAGAUUAAAUAUGAGUAACACUGAAGAUUACUUUAACAGCAUUGAAGAGAAGUAUGCAACUUUGGCCUACGACACGAUCCUUAGUACUUUGUUUGCAGUUUUGGUGUAUGUUGUAGUUAAAGUCAGUUUGGAUGGGAUCAGACAAUGGAGAGCUCGUAUCCCAAUUUUAGUCGUUGGUUCUGGUCCGGUGGGGCUAACUGCUGCAUUAGUCGCUGUCCGUUCCGGAAAGGUGCUGAAACUGACUUUACUGGACGAACGUAAUCGGACGGCGUUACUGUGCAGACCUCAGCAGAUCGCACUGGACCCCCGUAGCGUAAAGUUUUUGCUUCGCCUUGGGGUUGAUUUCGAUAACAUGGAAGGCUGUUGGCACAACGACCACUUUUUUACAAAAAUAGGCGUAUUUCAAGAACAUCUUUUAAGCAUUUUGGAGCAAAAGAAACGACGGAUCGAUAUCAAUAUUAGCUUGGGCACAAAGUUUACAGAAGAAUACUUCAGGCGGAUAACAUCUUCUGAAUGUCCAAGGAUCAUUGUGGUAGCAGAUGGUUCAUAUGGGGAGUCGUGUUCUGUUCUUGGGAUCAGUUCAGAUUACAUAGUAGAAUCCUGCAAUGCCUAUGGUGUCAAUGCUACCAUAGAACGUCUGGAUCAGAGACAGGUUCCCACUCCUGAAAUACGAGCACAUGGCCUUUACUUUGAUCUAUCUGCCUAUGGAAUUGACUUUUUCCUAGAAGGAAAAGAUGCUCAAAGCUCUCAGCAUACCUCUGUAAAACCAGGAUUUCAUCUGAAAAUCUAUGGGACAUUCCGCAAUCGCUAUCUGGCUUUGGCUUGCCCUGCAUCAGACAAUAAAGUUGUCCGUUUUCUGCGACACACUACUAAUUCCUCGAUUAUGAAGAACAUAUUCCACCAGUCUUUCAAUGCUUACAAAUCAGAUAUUGAGCCUCGGAUGAAUGACCUGACAUUACACCACCUACAAUGCAGUCGUCGUUUAUUUGAGAUUAUGUUAUCUCACAGAAGAAUUAAUGCAGCAUAUAUUGAGGGAGAUAACAUUGCAGUUACAAUCGAGGGAGAGGCAGCAAGAGUUCUAAAUUUUGAUACAGGUUGUGGUGUUAACUUGGGGUUAAGAGGACUUGAAUCACUGGAGAAAUUCAUUUACAGAAUUGCUACAGCUUUAGACCAGAACGAUGUCCUAGAAGCACUUUCUUCAAAAAUCCAACAUUCCAAGCAUGUGGCAGAGAAUUUCCGACAAACUGGACUCUUGUCUACAAUGUUUGAAUAAUAAAAAAAAAAUGAUUUUGAAUAGUAGAUGAUUUUUGAAAGAUGUCAUAAGUGGAUCUAUCACCAGCAAACAGAGGAGAAAGAGAAGUGGUCAUGUGAUAUUAGUGCCUAUCAACCCAGAAACUGAAGACUAUUGUGAAGUGAAAUUUUUUAGCAAUUCAAAGUUAACACACAUAAAUAAACACGCACCCACUGUAGUUAGACACACCUCAGGUAACAUUGCUUUGUUUACAGCAAAGACUCAUAACAGUGCCAACACAUUUCAAUCUGAAUGUUGAUAAUAAAUUCCUUUAACUCACCAUUUUCUUCUGUUUCAUUUUUUUUUUAUUCGUGAACCUUUCCAAUUUUGUAGCAAACUGAAACUGUUAAAUGAAAUUGUAAAUUAAGUAUAAGCCAAACUACUCCUGAAAACAUAUGCAUAUGUGUUAUAUUUUUUAUACUUGCAUCCUUCUGAAAAACUGGGGUAUCUUUGUCACUGACACAGAUAUACUGUAGAGCAGUUAAGAAGUUUUGUAAUAGCUAGCUUAGCUGUCUUAAUUUCCACCUAUCCUUGUUCCUUACCUGGCCCAGCCAGUGUCUGUGUGGUUUUUGCAGUUUUUCACCAAGUCUUCAUUGCUUCUACUCCUAUCACUUUGACCCUCUUGAUAUGUCCAUCAUUCUUUGCUUAUCAAGUGAGAUGAUAAUGAAGAAUAUUAGAGUAAAAAUGAGCCUCUACUGGGUGUUUCAGCUAUGAAAGCCUUCUAGUGCUUAACAACACUCAACCAUAAUGAGCAUGCCUUCAUGUGUGUUGUUCAUUCAUAUACUGUAGACACUCACAGCCCCUCUUUGCUUCCAAGUACCUCUCCUUCCGUCUUUGUGGUUGUGCCUGACACUCUAUUCAAGUGACAAACAAUUUCCCUAAACUUUAUGAUGACAAGAAUAGCAAAAUUGCCCAGUGUAAAGCCCUGGCAGUUAGUCAAGUAAUUAAAUGCUCUGUUAGAGCCCUAACACAAUAAUGCUUACCAAACACCACAAUGUGUCACAGAUGUUCAAAUAACCAGAGGGGAUUAUGAUAAUAUUUUGCACAGCCAGGACCCGUAUGUUUGCAGCCAUCACCUCAUCUGUUUUCUAGACCUUCUUUUUCUUUACAGGAUUACAGCUAAUCCUAACAGCAUUGAAAGCAAAGCAGUAAACAGCGCCUAGACAGGGUCACACUUACAUUUAAUGCCAAUCAUAUUGAGCCAGUCUAGAGCUGCCAGUUAACUUACAUUUGAACUCCUCUUGGAUGUGGACAGAAACUGAGUUACCUGAAGAAAAGUCAUGUUGACAAGUGUAGCCAAAGGUUUGAAGUGUUCCACUAUGAUCUGUGAGGUUUAUUCCAUAUGUAAUAUUUUAUUUUAAACAAGUAAUUGAGGCCAUAAAUAAAUACAAUUGAAUCCAUGUAAACCAGCAUACAGGGAAAACACUACUGCCAUGUAAGCAACCUUAAAGGAAGAUAGGAAGAGACAAGUGGGGACAACUCAAACAGGCUGUUAAAAGUGCUGAUGUGAUACAUAUUUGGUGAUGAUCAGUAUAUUGCCAGGGGCUACUGUCUGCAAUUUACAGUGGCCCCAAGAAUGAAUCAUAUGUCCAGCAAAUACAUGUUCUUAUUUUGGAACCUGUGAAAAGUAUAAAGCUCUAGCAACUGCACUGAACUGGUGGAUGGAAAACAACGCUGCUGCCCAUACCUAUGAAACAUGCCUCCUGCACUCACACUCAAAGCAGGCCAGAGUUGACUGCAGGAAACACACAACAAUCAUACUUUUCGCCAGUAGCUCUGCUUCUAAUAUUAUAUUAUUACGAGCGUCCAGCCAAUAUUGAAAAAAGCUAAGUAUAUAUAUAUACUGUACUAGCUGUGUAA